AUGGCUCGAAUCAAGCAUAACUCCAACUCAGAUUUGUUAGCUGGUUCACUCAAAACUGAUUUGUGCUCUAAUUACUUUGAAUCGCUGUAUUCAGAAAACAAAAACUGGAAAAUCAAAGAGUUCUCCAAAAGAAAGUCACUCUUUGGAGGGAAGAAUGCAGUUAUCAAAUCGAUUCAACAUCUAAGAAUCUAUAAUCAAUGCUUCAUCAAUUCUCCAUCAUCUAAAAAUAACUCAGCCCAUAUAGAUCUUAAAGACAUUGAAAAAAAGCUUUAUCCAAGUUUUACCAGAGAAUCACCAAUAUUCACAAGAUGGGAUGGAACUAUUUACGAUGGUGUCUUCCCUCAGAUCAGUGCUGAUUCUACACAAGUUGAAAGUUUUGACCGAUUUGACCCCGAUUCAAACUCCACAUCGUUUUGGAGUCAUUUGGUUGAUGCUAUGCAUAGGAAAGGAAUAGUGGUUAGUUUUAGUGAAGGCGGUGUUAAUGAAUUGAAAGGAUUACUUUUAUGUCUAAGAGUCUUGCAAAACACACUACCCAUUCAGCUUGUUCAUAAAGGUGAUGUUUCUCAAGAUUCAAUGGCAGAUCUUGUAAGAAUAGGAAGAGAUCUGGAGUUGAUCGACUCAGUCCAGCAAGAUAUUUGGUUUGUUAACACAGAGAGGUGCUUAGUUGAAGGUUCUGGUGAUCAAUUUUCAAGGUUUUCCAAUAAAUGGAUAGCUUCUUUAUUCAAUUCAUUUGAAGAGAUGAUUUUAAUGGAUUCAGAUGUUGUCCCUUUUAUAAAUCCUUCUGAAUUUUUCCAAACUAAAGAAUACAUUAAAUCUGGAGCUCUAUUCUAUAGGGAUCGUGCUGCCAACGAGUACAUUAACAGUGGUCAUGUUGAAUUUUAUAAAAAAUUAUUACCAGGGUUGAAAGAUCAUAUGGAUUUUGAAAUUCCUCUAGUUGGUAAUCAAACCAUGGAGAAUGAUUUUUUUAAACAUCAUUAUAAACAGUUGAUGGAGAGUGGAGCCGUUGUUAUGAAUAGAAAGGCACGUUUGCCUGGGUUAUUAAUCUCAACAAGUAUGCAGUUAUGGGAAGAGACGAGUGAGCCACUUUACGGUGAUAAAGAAUUAUGGUGGUUAGGUCAAUCAAUCUCAGGUAAUGAAAAUUAUGCAUUCAAUAAAAAUUAUGCUGGUGCAAUAGGGAUUGUGGAAAGUGAAGGUGAUGAUAAGAAUGUCGUAUGUUCUACUAAACUUGCUCAUUUCAAUGAUGAUUUUAAAUUGAUGUGGAUAAAUGGUGGAUUACAAAAUUGUAAGAAAUCAACAUGGAAAAUAGAUUACCAAAAGAAUGCAAAACUUCGGAAGAAUUGGAAAUCUGUUGAAGAUUUAGAAAAAUGGUAUAAAUCACCUUUAGAAAUUGACGGUGCCAUAAUUCCCGUACAUAAUAACGUUCCAUUAUUACAAAGGAUCUUUGGAGAUCCAAUCGGGUUUCAAAAAUGUCCUAGGCUGGGUUGUAUUGGGUAUUAUUGGUGUGCUCAUGAUCAUAAUGGAGCUACACUUGUUCAAUUUGAUGAUGAUCAAAAGAAAUGGAUUAAAUCAAUUGUCAACCUUUGGAAUGCAAAUAUAUGA
Messenger RNA from Hansenula anomala, 1599 nucleotides. RefSeq names its product alpha-mannosyltransferase. NCBI's taxonomy places the organism in Eukaryota, Fungi, Ascomycota, Saccharomycetes, Phaffomycetales, Wickerhamomycetaceae. Gene Ontology annotation, molecular function: alpha-1,3-mannosyltransferase activity. The record is from RefSeq and is a predicted model, not a curated record. The coding region runs from base 1 to 1599 and encodes 532 amino acids. The transcript has 2 exons. Gene Ontology annotation, cellular component: Golgi apparatus. Gene Ontology annotation, biological process: protein O-linked glycosylation.